AGACCUGAGCUGGAACUACAUCAAGUUUAUUCACCCUGAAGCCUUUGUGACCCUGCACUCGCUCACCAAGCUGGACUUGACUGAUAACCGGCUGGUCGCGCUGCCUCUGGAUGGUUUGGGUGGACUGACCCAUCUGAAGCUCCAAGGCAACCCGGCUCUCUCUGAGCCCUUCACCAAGGAGAGCUUUCCCAAAAUUAGAGUCCUCGAGGUCCCUUACGCCUACCAGUGCUGUGCCUAUGGAAGCUGCAGCAGCCUCUUCAAGAUGUCCAACCAGUGGGAGGCAGAAUACAUGAGCCCUGACGAGGAGGAUCCCCACAAGAGGACCAUGGAAUUGUUUCCAGGUCAUGCUGACAAUCACUAUGACCUAGAUGCAGAUGAUCUCCAGCUGGACCUUGAGGAAUCAAAGCUGCACCCCACCAUUCAGUGCACGCCGAGCCCCGGUCCCUUCAAGCCUUGUGAUCACUUGUUUGAGAGCUGGAUGAUCCGCCUGGGGGUCUGGGCCAUCGUCCUGGUCUCGGUGCUCUGCAACGGGGUGGUCAUUCUGGCCGUCUUUGCCUCCCCCAGCUACCUGUCUCCAGUCAAGUUCCUCGUGGGCUGCAUCGCGGGGGCCAACCUGCUGACGGGGGUGUCCUGCAGCAUGCUGGCUCUGCUCGACGCCCUCACCUACGGCCGCUUUGCCCGCUUCGGGGCCAGGUGGGAGACGGGCGCCGGCUGCAGGGUGACCGGCUUCCUCUCCGUGUUUGCCUCCCAGCUGGCCGCCGUGCAGUGCAGCAUUUCGGCCUCCUGCGUGCGGGGCUACGGCAAGUCACCUUCCCUGGGCAAGGUGAAGGCUGCUGCCCUUUGCUGCCUGUUGCUGUCCUCCGUGGCUGCCGUUCUGCCUCUCUUCUCCAUCGGGGAGUACGGAGCAUCCCCUCUCUGCCUCCCAUACCCCAUCCCGGAUGGGAAUCCCGCCACCCUGGGCUUCACCGUGGCCUUAGUGAUGACCAACAUGCUCUGCUUCCUGACCAUCACGGGCACCUACAUCCGACUCUACUGCAGUUUGCUGAAGGGGGAGUUCGGCGCCGUCUGGGACUGCGCCAUGGUCAAGCACGUGGCCUGGCUGAUCUUCACCAACUGCCUCCUCUACUGCCCAGUGGCCUUCCUCACCUUCUCCUCCACACUCAGCCUCUUCCUCAUCACCCCAGAGGUCAUCAAAUCCGUCCUUCUUGUGGUCCUGCCCCUGCCCGCCUGCCUGAACCCCUUGCUCUACCUGCUCUUCAACCCCCACUUCAGAGAUGACCUCCGCCUGCUGAGGCAGAAGGGCCAGGACAAGGGGAGCUACUCCCAGUCCUGCGGGGUCGGUGACAUAGAGAAAAGCUCCUAUGACUCCACCCAGGCUCUGGUGAGCUUCUCUGACAUCGACCACAUCUUUGAGACACCCGAUUCCCUGGGAGUGCACCCCAUCCUCGACAGCUACAGCUUCCCCUCCAUGACGCUCGUCCCCUGCCAGCAAAGGGUGGGCACCAGAGGGAAGGAGAGGGGCUUCUCUGAGCAUUGUCCCUGCCUCAGUGACAGUGAG
Messenger RNA from Merops nubicus (carmine bee-eater), 1558 nucleotides. RefSeq names its product leucine-rich repeat-containing G-protein coupled receptor 6-like. Gene Ontology annotation, cellular component: membrane. NCBI's taxonomy places the organism in Eukaryota, Metazoa, Chordata, Aves, Coraciiformes, Meropidae. Gene Ontology annotation, molecular function: protein binding; protein-hormone receptor activity. The record is from RefSeq and is a predicted model, not a curated record. Gene Ontology annotation, biological process: G protein-coupled receptor signaling pathway.